Molecule: messenger RNA, 2494 nt
Organism: Erythranthe guttata (spotted monkey flower)
Lineage: Eukaryota; Viridiplantae; Streptophyta; Magnoliopsida; Lamiales; Phrymaceae
Product: putative WRKY transcription factor 2
Biological process (GO): regulation of DNA-templated transcription
Molecular function (GO): DNA-binding transcription factor activity; sequence-specific DNA binding
Source: RefSeq, a predicted model, not a curated record
GUUGUUAUGCAAACUCUAAAGAAAAGCAAUUAUUAUGAGCAAUGCUGAUUAUUGUCAUAUAUGAAAGUUUUCUUCAAGACUCCACCUUUAAUUCUAAAAAGAAUCCAAAAAAAGCCACAACUCCCAAACAAACCCCCCCAAAAAAAAUUCCCAUUUGUAGAUGAAGAAACUCUUUAUUUAAUUUUAAUUUUUAUUUUAUUUAUUCACCUCUAAAUCCAUCAGCAAAAUCGGAUUUCUUGCUAACUGCUGAACCCAAUUCUAGUGAGAGAAAUUAAAACCCCCAAAUGGGAUUGUAGAGAGAGAAAAGUGUGGUGUUCUCUGUUUCCACUCCUUCAUCAAACACUUUGUUAAUUUUUUUUUUUAAAUGGUGGAAAAAUCACAAGAAGAAAUCUUUUGAACACUCUUAUGUUUUCUUUCAGAUCUUCGUCUUCGGAUUCAUAAACUACAUUAAAGCCAUGGGUGUGUUCGAUGAUCAUGUAGCUAUUAUGGGAGAUUGGAUGCCACCUAGCCCUAGUCCAAGAUCCCUAUUCUCAUCAACGAACAACAACGUUGCUUUCGAACGGUCGAUAGCUGACCCCUCCGGUGAAAUUAAAACGGGGCCCGUUUAUGGAAAUGCUGACCACAAUUUUCCGGUCAACUCAAACGCACUUACGGAACAAAAAACGAGCUUUCGUGGAGGUCUUAUGGAGAGAAUGGCUGCAAGAGCUGGUUUCAAUGCACCGAGAUUGAAUACCGAAAGCUCUCCUUGUUUGACCAUUCCACCUGGUCUUAGCCCUACGUCUCUGCUCGAUUCUCCCGUUUUUCUCUCCAAUUCUCUGGCUCAACCAUCUCCGACAACUGGAAAAUUCGCAUUUGCUCCUCCAAGCGGAAAUUAUUGGGGGCCCACAUUGUUGAACGGUGAAGUUUCGAGUAAGGCGAACAAGACCAACAAUUUCGAAGACAAUCAAUCGUUUGCAUUCAAACCUAUUCAAGAAUCCGGAUCGUUCCCUUGUUUCAAUUACAUGGACAAAGUUACUUUCGGAGUUGCUACAAAUAAUUUUCCAGCAGAAAUGCAUCAAAGUGUAGAAGAAUCUCGAAAGAUUCAAACUUUAUCGAACUCACAUUCGAAGAGUAACAAUAACAGUGAAGGCGGCGGCGGCAAUCUUUCACCGGAGCAGACUUAUCAGUCCGUUGGUGGUGGCGCCGCCAAUCUUUCACCGGAGCAGACUUAUCAGUCCGUUGGUGGUGGUGGCACCAACAAUUCUCCACCUCUCGACGAACCGCUGCCGCACCAAGAAGAUGGAGAUCAAAGAAUCGGUGGCGGAGAUGCCGUUGCUGGUGGAACCCUAGCGGACGACGGUUACAACUGGCGGAAAUACGGGCAGAAGCAAGUGAAAGGAAGCGAGUACCCUCGAAGCUAUUACAAGUGCACACAUGCAAAUUGUCCGGUCAAGAAAAAGGUGGAGAGGUCACACGAGGGUCAUAUUACGGAGAUAAUCUACAAGGGGGCCCACAAGCACCCGAAACCCCCACCGAAUCGGAGAUCUUCGCUUGGACCGCCGUCAAAUGUUGAAUCGGAACAACUUGGUACUUGUGCUAAUAAUAACGGUGAUCUUGUUUGGCCGAACGGGCAAUUGGUCCAAGAAUACGGAAGUGGGCCCACCCAAUAUGAGGGGGCGGAUGGUGGUGUUGACCGGUCUUUGACUUUGUCGAACGAGGAGGAGGAGGAUGACCGUGUUACGCAUGGGAGCGUGUCUUUGGGUUGUGAUGGUGAAGGAGAGGAAUUGGAAUCAAAGAGAAGGAGAAUCGAAAAUUAUGCUUCGGAGGUGAGUGGGGCUAGUAGAGCCAUAAGGGAGCCGAGAGUCGUGGUCCAAACUACGAGUGAGGUGGACAUUCUUGAUGACGGGUAUCGUUGGCGCAAGUAUGGCCAAAAAGUCGUCAAGGGAAAUCCAAAUCCGAGGAGUUACUACAAAUGCACGAGCACGGGUUGCAAUGUCCGAAAACACGUGGAAAGAGCUUCACACGACCUCAAAUCGGUUAUAACCACUUACGAGGGCAAGCACAACCACGACGUACCUAUGGCCCGCAACAGCAGCCACGUUAAUUCGGGCGGGGCUCCGACCCACCCACUUCCGAACACCCAUCAACAACCCCAAUCUGGAUCCUCCGUUUCGAAUCACAUGCAAAGGCCCGAUAUGAACAUGACCCGGUUCGAAAGGCCUCCUUCGAUGGGCUCGUUCAAUUUCCCACACGUGGGGCCUGGCCCGGGAUUUGGGUUUGGAUCCGGUUUCGUAAAUCAUCAAUAUUUAGGGCAUCAACUUCGACCGAUGAAUAGCAUGGGUUUUAUGCUGCCGAAAAUGGAGCCGGAAUGGAAUCUUCUUCUGGCUUCAACUCGGCUGAUGGAUCGUCGGCUUAUCAGCAGCUUAUGAACCGUUUACCUCUUGGACCAUAAAUGUAAAUUAUUGAAUUUUCUUUGCUUUUUAUUUAUUUUAUUUUUUGGUUGCUAAGAAAUAGA